AAUUGAAUAUGGGUUUGUAUUUAGCAAAACCUGAUACGACAAAAGUUACGCAAUCUGGGAAGGUAUUGGAUUUUGCAUACACGUCCACAUCUUUGCAGGGUUGGUAAAUCCAACAAGACGAAUUUGUAAUCAUAAAGGAGAAGUUUGAUCAAGAUAAUUGUUUAUUCUGUAUAGUGGAACAAUAUGGCGGGAUGGAGUAUGGAAAGUAUAUUCAGGAUCAUAUAGUGGAGGCACUUGUGAAUGACUCGGAAUAUAAAUAGAAAAAUUACGACAAAGCUAUUGUUGGUUUAUAUGAAAGAUUGGACAAUUAACUAAAAAAUUAAUUUAAGGAGAGCACCAGCUACUAGGGCGUUACUUUAUUGCUAACAUUGAUUACGAACGAAAACAUUUAUGUAGCGAAUGCAGGAGUAAUUCGUCCCUUUCGAUAUAAUAGUUAUCCAGGUGUAUCAUUCGAUAUGAAGGCAAGCACAAGGUUAUGACUGUUGAACAUUAUCCAAUGAACGAUCACGAGAAACAGAGGAUACUUGCUGCUGGAGGAGAGGUGUGGGAAAAUAGAUUGAAUGCUCAUCUCCCAUACAGUAGAGGUUUGGGGAAUUUCGAAUACAAAUCCAAUUCCAAUCUAGAUCAGAGUAAGUAACUGCUAAUUUCUGUGCCGAGCAUCAAGUAUGUAGAUAAAGAGGAGACUGAGUUGAUUUUAAUGGGGAGUCAUGGUUUGAUAUAAUUAAUGAUUAAUUUUAGGCUUUUGGGAAACGUGGACUAAUAAUGCGAUAUCAGAGGUUAUUUUGGAGAGAAUUCAAUAAGGGAAGCCUCUGCCUGAUAUCUUGGAAACCAUCUGCGAUUCGAUUGUGGCAUCGAAUGUUGAGGGUGAAUAUGGGAAAGAUAAUAUCUCUAGCAUCUUGGUUCAUUUCUAAAGAGAAUAAAGGCAGGUUAUUUGA
This is a messenger RNA of Paramecium octaurelia, 935 nucleotides long. Lineage: Eukaryota; Ciliophora; Oligohymenophorea; Peniculida; Parameciidae. The record is from the annotation of a GenBank genome assembly.